CCAAUCAAACAUCAGCCAGAGUGUAAUUAACUUUUUUCUUAAUUUUUUUUUGCUUUUUUCUCUUUAUGUCCAAUUAUUUAGAGUUUAAGAAGUUUCUGCAGAGAAAGUCGAACUCCAUGUACAACUUUGAGCAGCCCGUCAUCAUGAAGGCCUUCGAGCACCUGCAGCAGCUGGAGCUGAUCCGGCCGGUCGACAGCGUUGCGUCCAAAACUCAGAGGGAGUACCAGCUGAUGAGACUCAUGCUGGACAACAGCCAGAUCAUGGAGGCGCUGCAGAAGUACCCACAAUGCCCCACUGACGUCAAGCAGUGGGCCAUGUCGGCGUUUGGAUAAAACUCUGCAUGCAUUUGGACUUCUGUUUGUUGCGUUUUCUGCCAAAAAAUCGGCAACAAAAAGAGAAAAUUUGGGAAAAUAUGACGGAAGAGAGACGUUUCUGAGGUUUAACUGAGGAUUAAAUUUAAAAUUACGUUACGUGAAACAACAUCGAUCUACACCAGCAGCGCCUAUGUUUCAUGUUGAAAUUAUUUUUCAGGAUAUUAAAUGUGCUCUGGAGCUGAGUUUUCUAAAUAAAGAUUAAGAAUUAAGAUUGAGCAAAACAAAACAUCUGUUAUAUAAUUCAGGAUUUUGGCCGUAACCCUCUGAAACCUGGAUCGACAUCAGUUUUCUUGUGCUGCAUUCGGACGCCUUUAUGAAGUCUUUAAUACUUUUAACCCUGAGCAAAUCUGUUUGAUUUCUUUUUUUAAGAAAAAAAAGAGUAACUUGGUGAGACAGGUCCCACAAAGUGCAAUAAUUAAUUUCUUUUUAAAAAG
This is a messenger RNA of Plectropomus leopardus (leopard coralgrouper), 808 nucleotides long. The record is from RefSeq and is a predicted model, not a curated record. Lineage: Eukaryota; Metazoa; Chordata; Actinopteri; Perciformes; Serranidae.